Messenger RNA from Humulus lupulus (European hop), 1332 nucleotides. RefSeq lists its product as uncharacterized. Bases 1 to 1332 code for a protein of 443 amino acids. The record is from RefSeq and is a predicted model, not a curated record. The transcript has 6 exons. Lineage: Eukaryota; Viridiplantae; Streptophyta; Magnoliopsida; Rosales; Cannabaceae.
AUGGAAGCAAACAAAUUUGUUCUUGGAGGCUUUAAGAACUGGAAGAUAGUCAACGAUGGAAUAAUUGUGCUCUCUUAUGACAUAGGUUUUAUUGAAAAACAAACUUACGAGCAAAUUGAGAAUAAUAGAUUAAGACUUCAAGUUACAAUUGAUGUAGUCAAAUGGCUUGCCCUUCAAGCUUGUGCCUUUCGAGGACGUGACGAAAGUAAAGAAUCAAUUAAUUGGAGAAAUUUUCAUGAAUUUCUGAAGCUAUUGGCAUCUUACAAUGAUAAGGUUGCAAGUGUUGUUCAAGAAAAUGCUCCUUUAAAUGCCACAUAUACAUUGCCUACUAUUCAAAAGGAGAUUCUUUAUAUAUUUUCCAACAAGGUCAAAAAAGAGAUUCGUCAAGAAAUUGGAGACUCAAAAUUUUGCAUCAUAGUAGAUGAAGCACUUGAUGUGUCCAAAAGAGAGCAAAUGACUCUUGUUUUGAGAUUUGUAGAUAAAGAAGGGUUCAUUCGUGAACGAUAUUUUGGUGUUGUCCAUCGUAAUGAUGAAUUAAAGGAGGCUCAAUCUGUUGAACUUGCUACUAAGAUUACAAAUGAUGAAAUCAAAUCAGGGACGGGGCUAAAUCAAAUUGGCACCUUAAAGCGAGCUGGAGAUACUCGUUGGAGUUCUCAUUUGGAUUCUAUUUCUAGCUUGCUCAAAAUGUUUAAUGCAACUUGUGUGGUUUUGAGUAAAAUUGCAAAAGAAAAAGUUUCAUAUUCUCAACGUGGAGAUGCAGAUUUUGCUUGCAAUCAAUUAUUAUCUUUUGAGCUACCUAAAAGCAUUCGAGAUUCAGGAUGGGAUUCUUUCCUCAUGAAGGUUACAUCAUUUUGUGAGCAACAUCAAGUUGAUAUCCCAGAUUUGGACGCUCAAUAUGUUGCAAGGGGUGGAAGAUCUCGAAAUCAACAAGAUAAGAUUAACUUGCAAGAAUUAAACUCUAGAUUCAAUGAACAUUUAGUAGAGUUGCUUGUACUGAGCACUGCUUUUGAUCCUAGAGAUGGAUUUAAAUUGUUCAAGAUUGAUGAUAUUUGCAAACUUGCAGAGAAUUUCUAUCCUGAUGAUUUCUCAGAGCAAGAAGUAGUACGUCUAAGAAUUGAACUUCAACAUUUUGUGCUUGACAUUCCAAGUCAUCCUGAAUUACAGAAUUUAUCUAGUAUUCAUGAAUUGUGUCAAGGCUUGGUGAAAACAAGGAAAGCAAUUAUGUAUCCUCUUAUUGACAGAUUACUUAGGCUUGUUCUUACUCUUCCUGUAUCAACAGCAACUACAGUACGAACAUUUUCUAUCAUGAAAAUUAUCAAGACAAAGCUCUGA